Molecule: messenger RNA, 1626 nt
Organism: Liolophura sinensis
Lineage: Eukaryota; Metazoa; Mollusca; Polyplacophora; Chitonida; Chitonidae
Product: sperm-associated antigen 7 homolog
Exons: 7
Coding region: 12-740 (242 amino acids)
Molecular function (GO): nucleic acid binding
Source: RefSeq, a predicted model, not a curated record
AACAACCGAACAUGGCGGACUUACUUGGAUCGAUUCUGGGAUCCAUGCAAAAACCCCCAUCGCUCGGGGAAGAGGAAAAGAAGAAAGCCAAAGAGUUAAAAGAACGUUUGCAAAAACAGCAGGAUCAUGAGAAGCAAAAGUUGGAAGGUUUCAGAAAAAAGAUGCAGAAAAAAAUUCACGAGUUCAUACAAAAUGGAUCAGAAGAAAAGCUGAAGUUUCCUGCUAUGGAUAAGGUCUUUCGGGCAAUUAUUCAUGAGGUAGCAGAUGUAGCUGGUUUGACCUCAUUCUCGUUUGGACAGGAAGAGGAAGACAGAUAUGUGAUGCUCUGGAAAAAGGAAUUUGCCCCAUCAGAUGAGGAAUUGUUAGCGUACAGGAGAGGUGAAGCAUGGGACCCAGAAAAAGCAAAAGAACUGGCACGACAGAAGGAGUUAGAAAAGGAAGAAUCGACACACAGUGCCAAAGGCAAAACAGAGUUUAUACCAAAUUCAAACUACAAAGACAAAUAUGAACAUAUAAUUGGUCGGUCAGCAGCCAAAGAUGCCGCCAUGACAACGACAGCCAAUCGGUCUUAUGGGUUUGUGCCAAGUGAAAACAAACGAGACAAAAGAACGGUAGAACAGGUUCUAGCAGAUUCUAGGGCGAAGAAAAAACAAAAGACUGAUUCCAGUGUCAUAAGCUCAGACACUCUAGACACCCAGGGCGACCCACCAGAGUGUAGUGAUACCCCUGCUUCUAGUUGAUGAUGUGCCACUUUAGUUACUGCUGGACAUUUAGCACAGCAGGAAAGUGAGUUUUUAUUGUGUUUUAGUGCCACAUACAAAAAUAUUCUCAUGGAUGUUACUGCAGAAUAGUUACAAAAAUGCUUGCCUGAUCACAGACUUGUUUGGGGCAGAGUACCAAACUUUCUACUUAUUAGAAACAUGGCAACUUCACAAGUAGUACAUCAGUACCGUCUGGACUAAAGUCCUUCAAAGACGAACUCUUUCCAUAAGAUGGUAGCUAUUGGUGAAUGUUAAAGCUUUUUCCAUCAAUGUUUCUUCUAGCUAACCAGUUGACAGCCAUAGUAAUGAAUCUGUGGGCAGUUAGAUCAGCCAAUCAUCACAGGCUGCGUAGUCAGCCAGUUGUUAAACAUUGUUUUAGCCAAUGAAUAAGACAGUGACAUAAGCCUGUCAGAAGUCAGGCGAUGUAAACCAAGCGGUGGAAGCUUGUCAGCAACCAGCAACAUGAGCCAAGUGCCGGUAGAUUGCCUGAUGACUGAAAAGCUGUGAUUGGACCAGUUGGUCAGACAGACAUUAUUGGUAGUAAAUAUUCAUUGAAAUUGGCCAUUUCGUUUUUUCUGUCUGUCCUCUUUGGGAGGAGUAUGUAGGUGGUGUGUCGCAGAUCAGAAAAAUAAUACACUGGUUGUUGACUGGAAACAUGUUAUAGUAUUGUGCAGAUCUCACAAUGAAUUCUACAGCUGCAGUGUCAUGUAUGUUGUUUUAAUAUGUGAUGAGACAUCCAUCUGUGCAAUGUUAAAUAGCAAAUUUGUUGUAUUGAGUAAGUAAUUGUCAUGCAAUGCACAGUUCUGCUCUUUCUAUGUUCUGUUUAGAUGUGAAGUAAUUCUUUAACCUUCUCGCAUGUUUGCAA